AUGUACGAUGGUGUUCUGCCAAAAUGGGGGCAUGCACUAGCAACCCCGGCCUAUAGGCGCGGACUGUGCUCGGCCCAUCGCCACGCGGCACUACGCAUCUGUAGCGCCCUUAGGAUGGUGUCCGACCAGGCCGCGUGUGUCCUAGCCGGGACUCCACCGCUGGACCUGUUAGCAGCAGAGAGGGCCAGUAUCCACGGCCAGACUAUUGGUAGAACGCUGAAUCCUCGAGAGAAGCACGUGUUACGCUUUGCGGCGAAAGAAGCCACCUUGGCAGCGUGGCAAACGCGGUGGGAAUCAUCGUCGAAGGGGGAGAUGGACGUAUCGCAUGAUUCCACAGCUGGACUGCUGGCUGAGGAGGAAGCACGAUUCGGCCACGAGGAAGACGACACUUGCACGCACUGCCAAGGUCAGCUGGAGGAGACGGCAGAACACAUGGUUCUUAACUGUGCGAGACUUGCCGGCGAGCGAGAAACACUGGAGGCCAGGCUGAACAACACCAUCUCAGUGGAAAACUUAGUUCCGCUGAUGUUGAUGUCCGAAGCGAACUGGCAGGCCGUGUCGGACUUCGCAGCGAGGGCAAUGACGGUGCUCCGAGCAGAGGAGCGACGCAGGAACCUGGAGGCAUCAUGGGUCGGGAUCAGCGCCCGCGCGAAGCAUUGCUUCGCUGCCGUACCGCGCGAGCAAACCAUCCCGAUAUCUCGUCUGCUCAUACUGAGCGGCUGCGUGAUCUGCGUCUGCGCCAUAGUGGCCGGCAGUGGAACUAGCCUGGCAGCAGGUAUCAGCGGCACACAAAUCUAA
Drosophila kikkawai is the source of this 798-nucleotide messenger RNA. RefSeq lists its product as uncharacterized. Lineage: Eukaryota; Metazoa; Arthropoda; Insecta; Diptera; Drosophilidae. The record is from RefSeq and is a predicted model, not a curated record.